AUGGCAUCACGAGCCUCUCCGCGGCCAUCGAGCCUGCGCUCGUCCGCCUCCACAUCCGACGCUAUCGACCCGAUCCAGGAAGAAGUCGUCUCCACCGACGGCCACGUCUCGGCGCCCACCGAACGCUCUCCGCUCCUCCCGCACCCGGCCCCCGCGCAGUCGGCAAAACCCAGACUGGCUCGCAACCCGAUCCUCGUGCUGCUCGCCAUCUUUGCGUUUGCCGUAGCCAUGUCCGUCGUGCUCAAGACGCUGCUCGGCGAGUUCGACGAUGCCUCGGACGGCGACGGCGACACGGGCCACCCACCAGGCACGGACCCCCGCGGACGUCGCCAUCCAGCUGUGCUCGCGACGGGGCGCAAGGCAGGCGUGGCUACCGAGAAUCAGCUGUGCAGCCAGAUCGGCCUGGAUGUGUUGCUCGAGCACGGCACCGCUGUUGACGCGGCAGUUGCAUCGACGCUCUGCGUCGGCGUGCUCAACAUGUUCAGCUCGGGCAUCGGCGGCGGAGGAUUCAUGAUCGUACGCGAUCCGACAAAGUGCUAUGGUCGAGAUGCCGGUGCGGACUGCGCGGAGCAUGUGACGAUCGAUUUUAGGGAGACCGCGCCCGCGGCGGCCAACAAGACCAUGUACGUCGGGCGUGUGCCGCGCGCGCAGUUCGGCGGUCUGGCCGUCGGCGUGCCCGGCGAACUACGAGGGCUGGAGGAGGCGCAUCGCAGGUGGGGUAGGCUGCCGUGGAAGCGGCUCGUGCAGCCGUCGAUCGAGCUCGCGCGCUCGGCCAAGGUGUCCAAGGAGCUCGCGCGCCGGCUGGCGUAUUUCGGCGGCUUCAUGCUCGACGACCCCGUGUGGCGCGAGGUGUUCGUCAACCCCGAGACUGGCGAGCUGCUCAAGGAGGGUGACUCGAUUCACCGACACGCAUACGCCCGCACGCUCCAGACCAUCGCCGACCACGGACCUGACGCCUUUUACACGGGCCCCAUCGCGAAGCGCCUCGUCAACACCACACUGCAAAACGGCGGCAUCCUCACACUCGACGACAUGGCGGCAUACAAGGUCAUAGUCCAGCCGGCGCUGCGUGGAUCCUGGCUGGGCAAGAGGAUCUACACGACACAUGCGCCCACCUCGGGUCCGGUGGUGCUGUCGAUCCUCAACAUGCUCUCGCUCAUCCCCGAAUUCGCCACGGCGGGGCCGACGAGUGUCAACCUGCACCGGUUUGUCGAGACGCUCAAGUUCGGUUUCGGUCAGCGCACCGAGCUUGCGGACCCUGAUUUCGUCUCGGACCAGGACCGCGAGCGGAUGGCCGAAAUCCCGACCAUGGAAGAAGCGCAACGCAUCGUGCCUAAUAUUACCGACGACCGUACACAUGCGCUCGACUACUACCACCCGAAGUUCGACAUUGUUGCCGAUCACGGUACCAUGCAUCUGUCCAUCCUCGAUGCGCACGGCAUGGCGGUCGCAGUCACGUCGACUGUCAACCUCAUCUUUGGCUCCCGUGUCAUGGAUCGCGAAACAGGCGUGAUCCUCAACGACGAAAUGGACGACACAUCCACCCCGGGCGUACCCAACGCGUUCGGUCUUGCACCCUCGCCGUUCAACUAUCCCGAACCGCGGAAGAGACCGCUAUCCUCGACCUGCCCGACGAUCGUCGAAAGCGAGGAUGGUGAGGUGGAACUGGUGCUGGGAGGAUCCGGAGGCAGCAGGAUCUUCAGCGCGGUCCUCCAGACCCUGUUCAACUAUGUGCUGUGGGGCAUGGACUUGUCCCAGGCCAUCGAGGCGCCCAGGUUGCACCACCAACUCCUGCCGACGCAGCUGAGUGUCGAGACGGGGUACAGCAACAAGAGCCUCGCUGGACUGCUUGGGAGGGGCCACGAGGUGGCCUGGCUGGAUAUCGAUCUCGGCGUCGCAGAGGUCCAGGCGGUAGCGGCGACCAGGCGCGGUAGACAUAGAAAGGUGUUUGCCGCAAGCGACUCGCGCAAGGGAGGCAUCGCUGUGGCCGUCUAG
Molecule: messenger RNA, 1995 nt
Organism: Moesziomyces aphidis
Lineage: Eukaryota; Fungi; Basidiomycota; Ustilaginomycetes; Ustilaginales; Ustilaginaceae
Source: the annotation of a GenBank genome assembly